UUCUUGCGAAGAAAGUUAACUGCGAGUUGCCCUUUUUUUUGUUUGUCCCUCUGUCCUUCAUCCUCAUUCCCUCCACCCCGUCUAUCGCUUUCCCUGGACCCCAACUCACUCUCAGGAUAACCAAAGGAUUAAAAGGGAUCAGACGCCAUGACAUCCAUCUAUAACUUCAAGAAGAUCACCCCCGUCCCCACGGGCACGGACUUUUUGGACAUUGUCCUCUCCAAGACCCAGCGCAAGACCCCAACGGUUAUUCAUGCCAACUUUGCUAUCAGCCGCAUCCGUAACUUUUACAUGCGUAAGGUCAAGUUCACGCAGGAGAACUUUGACGAGCGUCUGAAGGGCAUCCUCGACGAGUUCCCUAAGCUCGAUGAUAUCCAUCCCUUCUACUCCGAUUUGAUGAACGUCCUUUACGACAAGGAUCAUUACAAACUCGCUCUGGGUCAGAUGAACACUGCUCGCCAUUUGAUUGACCAGGUCGGCAAAGAUUAUGUCCGCCUGUUGAAGUUUGGUGACUCGCUUUACCGCUGCAAGCAGCUCAAGAAGGCAGCUAUGGGAAGAAUGGCGACCAUCAUGCGUCGUCAGAAGGACUCACUCGCCUACUUGGAGCAGGUCCGUCAGCACUUGGCUCGUCUCCCCUCGAUCGACCCCAACACCCGCACUCUGCUCGUUUGCGGGUACCCUAACGUUGGAAAGUCAUCCUUCAUGAACAAGAUUACUCGUGCGGAUGUGGAUGUCCAGCCCUAUGCCUUUACGACCAAAUCACUCUUUGUUGGACACAUGGACUACAAGUAUUUGCGCUGGCAGGUCAUUGACACCCCCGGUAUCUUGGAUCACCCUCUCGAGAAUCGCAACACCAUUGAAAUGCAGUCCAUUACUGCUCUUGCUCACUUGCGUUGUGCCGUCCUCUACUUUGUCGACCUUUCUGAGCGCUGCGGAUACAGCAUCAAGGAGCAGGUCUCGCUUUUCCACAGCAUCAAACCAUUGUUCGCUAACAAGCCUGUGUUGCUGAUCGUAAAUAAGAUUGAUGCCAUGACGAUCGAGGACAUCAGCGUCGAGGACCGUGCACUGUUGGAUCAGAUUGUCGACAACGACCAGGUCGAGAUGCUCGGCAUGUCCUGCUACACCGAGGAGGGUGUUAUGAACGUCAAGCAGACCGCUUGCGACCGCCUUUUGCAAUCGCGUGUAGAUUCCAAGAUGAAGGGCCACAAGAUCAACGAUAUCCUCAACAAGAUCCACCUCACCCGACCUGCUGCUCGCGACGACAACCCCCGUCUCCCCCACAUACCCGCUGCAGCCUCCAACAAGUCCAAGUAUGACCCCAAUGAUCCUGAUCGCAUCAAGCUGGAGCGCGAUCUCGAGGGCGAGAACGGUGGUGCUGGUGUGUUCAAUGUGGAUCUUAAGAAGAAAUACUUGCUCGACAACCCAGAUUGGAAGUACGACAUCAUCCCCGAGAUCUGGCAGGGCAAGAACGUGGCUGAUUUCAUUGAUGCUGAUAUUCAGGAGCAGUUGGAUGAGCUCGAGCGCGAGGAGGAGAGGCUCGAGGCCGAGGGCUUCUAUAAGUCGGAGGAAGAGGAGAUGGAUUCUGAGGAUGAGGCAUUGGAGGCGACUGCGAACGCAAUUACGGAACGCAACCGUCUGACCCGUAUCCAGGCACGUCUGAAGACCACGAAGAACAGACCCAUGCUGCCGAAGACGGCGAUUAAGCGCACGGUAUCGGACAUGUCGGACCAUCUGGAGACCUUGGGUCUGGACUCGACCGAGGCUCGGGCCCGCAGCCGGGGUAUCAAGCGUGCUCGCUCGUCCAGCCGAGGCGAGAGCAUUGCUCGCAGUGCAUCGAUGGCGAGACCCGAGACGAGUGUUGUGCGGGACAGGACCAUGUCCGGAGUGCGCAACGUCAAGCAGAAGCUGGAGUCGGAGAAGGUGCGCAAGCUGGCCCAGCGCACACCCAACUUGUUUGCGAAGCGGGGAGAGUCCGACAGAGCUGUGCAGACAAAGAUGCCGAAGCACUUGUUCUCGAACAAGCGUGGCAACGGCAAGACCGACUGGAGGUAAACAGGACGCCUUCAGACGCUGGGCCUGUUUGUGGUUGGGUAUUUUUCGAAAUCUGGCUUGCGGCUGUAAUGGUUUAUCAUUUCUAUCAUUUUUCUUUAUUUCAUCUCACAUAUACGCAUUAUUUCGCAAAAAUAAACAUUUUUCAUUUCAUUACAUAA
Gamsiella multidivaricata is the source of this 2210-nucleotide messenger RNA. Its product is annotated as P-loop containing nucleoside triphosphate hydrolase protein. The transcript is spliced from 4 exons. Gene Ontology annotation, biological process: ribosomal large subunit biogenesis. Gene Ontology annotation, molecular function: RNA binding; GTP binding; GTPase activity. Lineage: Eukaryota; Fungi; Mortierellomycota; Mortierellomycetes; Mortierellales; Mortierellaceae. The record is from RefSeq and is a predicted model, not a curated record. Gene Ontology annotation, cellular component: nucleolus. Bases 148 to 2052 code for a protein of 634 amino acids.